Molecule: messenger RNA, 7972 nt
Organism: Gorilla gorilla gorilla (western lowland gorilla)
Lineage: Eukaryota; Metazoa; Chordata; Mammalia; Primates; Hominidae
Gene: CEP170
Product: centrosomal protein 170
Exons: 21
Coding region: 1162-5946 (1594 amino acids)
Cellular component (GO): centriole
Molecular function (GO): protein binding
Source: RefSeq, a predicted model, not a curated record
UAAAAUUACUAGGUAACGUUGGAGCCUGGGCUAGAGAGGGCCUGACAACGAAGCUGUUGUGUCAGGGAAAUGAACAAGCAGAAUUGUUUUUUCAUUGGGCGGGUAAUGCAUUUAUGUUCCUGAGGGAAUGGAUACAUCUUUCCGUUUAUUUUUUAAGCAAGUAAAACAAACAAAACAACUGGCCCAGUACAUUUCUGUUACCGAAGUUGUUAACUCAUUUUUAUUCUCUUAAUGAAAAUUCAGCCAUUUGGGAGGAAUUUGGCGAAGCAGAUGAUACAUUUGAUUGAAAAUGCAUAUUUUAAAAUGAUUUAAUCCUUAAGCUUACAAUGUAUGCAGCCGUUUGCUGGCGUUGCUUCUUAAAACACACCAGAAGAGAGAAUAAAGCAGGAUGGGGAGGAGCAGGUGGAGGAAUAAUGGGAGAGGAGAGAGUGACAUUAUGACUAUAGUAUCUGGAUCUUCACUGGUAUAACCCUAACUGGGUAUGCUUCAGAGACUUAGGAAUUCAGCUCUGGAAACAGUACACUGAUGAAUAGCAACUUAUGUAUUUUUCUGUCAUUAUUUUUUAAAAAGUAAAACUAGGGCUGCCUUUAGUUCUUCCUAACUUUGUAGAUAACACGGAAGAGCCCAAGUGCACUUGACAGAGGAAGACACUAAAACUCAGAAAGUUAACUGACUUGUCUGCCCAAGCCAGACUGUUAAUCUAAGGCAGAGCCAAACGAAACUGAAGGUCCAUUCUGCAGAGUGAUCUUUCCUGUGUCCCCCUAGCCCUUUUACCUUGUGAAAAUGCAUAGAAAGCUUCUCUGUGUGCUCCUUGAGUAGGCUGUGACUAUCACUGAACUUGAUUCUCACCGUUAUUAAUUUACUUCUUGCCUUUGUGAUGUAAAAGUAGUAAUUCUCCUGAAAUGGACCUUUACUUUUAUAAAGUAACUUGCUACAUGAGGAAAGAUGUCCUAACAUGUGCUUUUCAUAAAAACGAAGUGUUGCCGUGUUUUCCCUACUACCUAAUGAUAGCUACUUAACGUGAUAAUAUUUGAGCUGUCAAGAGGAAGUUAGAAUUUUAGAAAACUUGAUUCUGCCAUCAUGAGCUUAACAGCUGCCCUGUACUUAAAAGACUUUUAUGGAUGACGUAGCUUUGCCAAAGACUUAGAAGCUAAGCAGAAAAUGAGCUUAACAUCCUGGUUUUUGGUGAGCAGUGGAGGCACUCGCCACAGGCUGCCACGAGAAAUGAUUUUUGUUGGAAGAGAUGACUGUGAGCUCAUGUUGCAGUCUCGUAGUGUGGAUAAGCAACACGCUGUCAUCAACUAUGAUGCGUCUACGGAUGAGCAUUUAGUGAAGGAUUUGGGCAGCCUCAAUGGGACUUUUGUGAAUGAUGUAAGGAUUCCAGAACAGACUUAUAUCACCUUGAAACUUGAAGAUAAGCUGAGAUUUGGAUAUGAUACAAAUCUUUUCACUGUAGUACAAGGAGAAAUGAGGGUCCCUGAAGAAGCUCUUAAGCAUGAGAAGUUUACCAUUCAGCUUCAGUUGUCCCAAAAAUCUUCAGAAUCAGAAUUAUCCAAAUCUGCAAGUGCCAAAAGCAUAGAUUCAAAGGUAGCAGACGCUGCUACUGAAGUGCAGCACAAAACUACCGAAGCACUGAAAUCCGAGGAAAAAGCCAUGGAUAUUUCUGCUAUGCCCCGUGGUACUCCAUUAUAUGGUCAGCCAUCAUGGUGGGGGGAUGAUGAGGUGGAUGAAAAAAGAGCUUUCAAGACAAAUGGCAAACCUGAAGAAAAAAAUCAUGAAGCUGGAACAUCAGGGUGCAGCAUAGAUGCCAAGCAAGUUGAGGAACAAUCUGCAGCUGCAAAUGAAGAAGUACUUUUUCCUUUCUGUAGGGAACCAAGUUAUUUUGAAAUCCCUACAAAAGAAUUCCAGCAACCAUCACAAAUAACAGAAAGCACUAUUCAUGAAAUCCCAACAAAAGACACACCAAGUUCCCAUAUAACAGGUGCAGGGCAUGCUUCAUUUACCAUUGAAUUUGAUGACAGUACCCCAGGGAAGGUAACUAUUAGAGACCAUGUGACAAAGUUUACUUCUGAUCAGCGCCACAAGUCCAAGAAGUCUUCUCCUGGAACUCAAGACUUGCUGGGGAUUCAAACAGGAAUGAUGGCACCCGAAAACAAAGUUGCUGACUGGCUAGCACAAAACAACCCUCCUCAAAUGCUAUGGGAAAGAACAGAAGAGGAUUCUAAAAGCAUUAAAAGUGAUGUUCCAGUGUACUUGAAAAGGUUGAAAGGAAAUAAACAUGAUGAUGGUACGCAAAGUGAUUCAGAGAACGCUGGGGCUCACAGGCGCUGUAGCAAACGUGCAACUCUUGAGGAACACUUAAGACGCCACCAUUCAGAACACAAAAAGCUACAGAAGGUCCAGGCUACUGAAAAGCAUCAAGACCAAGCUGUUACUAGCUCUGCGCAUCACAGAGGGGGGCAUGGUGUUCCACAUGGGAAAUUGUUAAAACAGAAAUCAGAGGAGCCAUCGGUGUCAAUACCCUUCCUACAAACUGCAUUAUUAAGAAGUUCAGGGAGUCUUGGGCACAGACCAAGCCAGGAGAUGGAUAAAAUGUUAAAAAAUCAAGCAACUUCUGCUACUUCUGAAAAGGAUAAUGAUGAUGACCAAAGUGACAAGGGUACUUAUACCAUUGAGUUAGAGAAUCCCAACAGUGAGGAAGUGGAAGCAAGAAAAAUGAUUGACAAGGUGUUUGGAGUAGAUGACAAUCAGGAUUAUAAUAGGCCUAUUAUCAACGAAAAACAUAAAGAUCUAAUAAAAGAUUGGGCUCUCAGUUCUGCUGCAGCAGUAAUGGAAGAAAGAAAACCACUGACUACAUCUGGAUUUCACCACUCAGAGGAAGGCACAUCUUCAUCUGGAAGCAAACGUUGGGUUUCACAGUGGGCUAGUUUGGCUGCCAAUCAUACAAGGCAUGAUCAAGAAGAAAGGAUAAUGGAAUUUUCUGCACCUCUUCCUUUAGAGAAUGAGACAGAGAUCAGUGAGUCUGGCAUGACAGUGAGAAGUACUGGCUCUGCAACUUCCUUGGCUAGCCAGGGAGAGAGAAGGAGACGAACUCUUCCCCAGCUUCCAAAUGAAGAAAAGUCUCUUGAGAGCCACAGAGCAAAGGUUGUAACACAGAGGUCAGAGAUAGGAGAAAAACAAGACACAGAACUUCAGGAGAAAGAAACACCUACACAGGUAUACCAGAAAGAUAAACAAGAUGCUGACAGACCCUUGAGUAAAAUGAACAGGGCAGUAAAUGGAGAGACUCUCAAAACUGGUGGAGAUAAUAAAACCCUACUUCACUUAGGCAGCUCUGCUCCUGGAAAGGAGAAAAGUGAAACUGAUAAGGAAACUUCUUUGGUAAAGCAAACAUUAGCAAAACUUCAACAACAAGAACAAAGGGAGGAGGCUCAGUGGACACCUACUAAAUUGUCUUCCAAAAAUGUUUCAGGUCAGACAGAUAAAUGUAGGGAGGAAACUUUUAAACAAGAAUCACAACCUCCAGAAAAAAAUUCAGGACAUUCUACAAGCAAAGGAGACAGAGUGGCACAAAGUGAGAGCAAGAGAAGAAAAGCUGAGGAAAUUCUGAAAAGUCAGACUCCAAAGGGAGGAGACAAGAAGGAAUCCUCCAAGUCAUUAGUGCGACAAGGGAGCUUCACUAUAGAAAAACCCAGCCCAAACAUACCGAUAGAACUUAUUCCCCAUAUAAAUAAACAGACUUCCUCUACUCCUUCUUCUUUAGCAUUAACAUCUGCAAGUAGAAUACGAGAAAGAAGUGAGUCUUUGGAUCCUGAUUCUAGUAUGGACACAACCCUUAUUCUAAAAGACACAGAAGCAGUAAUGGCUUUUCUAGAAGCUAAACUACGUGAAGAUAAUAAAACUGAUGAAGGACCAGAUACUCCCAGUUAUAAUAGAGACAAUUCUAUUUCACCAGAAUCUGAUGUAGAUACAGCUAGUACAAUCAGUCUGGUAACUGGAGAAACUGAAAGAAAGUCAACCCAAAAGCGAAAGAGUUUCACUAGCCUCUAUAAAGAUAGGUGUUCCACAGGUUCUCCUUCCAAAGAUGUUACAAAAUCAUCAUCUUCAGGUGCUAGGGAAAAAAUGGAAAAGAAAACAAAAAGUCGUUCCACAGAUGUGGGUUCAAGAGCAGAUGGUCGUAAAUUUGUUCAGUCCAGUGGGAGAAUAAGACAGCCUUCAGUAGACUUAACAGAUGAUGACCAAACCUCUAGUGUACCUCAUUCUGCCAUCUCUGAUAUUAUGUCAUCUGAUCAAGAAACUUACUCUCGUAAACCUCAUGGACGGACUCCACUUACCUCAGCUGAUGAGCAUGUACAUUCCAAACUGGAAGGAAGUAAAGUAACGAAAUCUAAGACUUCUCCGGUGGUAUCUGGUUCAUCUAGUAAAUCAACCACCCUUCCAAGGCCACGACCUACCAGGACUUCCCUCUUGCGCAGAGCACGACUUGGUGAAGCUUCAGACAGUGAACUUGCCGAUGCUGACAAAGCAUCUGUUGCUUCUGAAGUAUCCACAACAAGUUCUACAUCAAAACCUCCCACAGGAAGGCGUAACAUCUCUCGGAUUGAUUUAUUGGCUCAGCCUCGUAGAACACGACUUGGCUCACUGUCAGCUCGUAGUGACUCUGAAGCAACAAUUUCUAGAAGUAGUGCCUCUUCGAGGACCGCAGAAGCCAUCAUUAGAAGUGGAGCCAGACUAGUACCAUCAGAUAAAUUUUCUCCUAGAAUUAGAGCUAACAGUAUCUCUCGACUCUCAGACUCCAAGGUCAAAAGUAUGACCUCAGCUCAUGGCUCUGCUUCAGUAAAUUCAAGAUGGAGGCGCUUUCCUACUGAUUAUGCUUCCACCUCAGAAGAUGAAUUUGGAUCAAACCGUAAUUCCCCUAAACAUACCCGUCUACGUACUUCUCCAGCCCUGAAAACCACUCGCUUGCAGAGCGCUGGAUCAGCAAUGCCUACUAGUUCUUCAUUCAAACACCGGAUUAAAGAGCAGGAAGACUACAUCCGAGAUUGGACUGCUCAUCGAGAAGAGAUAGCCAGGAUCAGCCAAGAUCUUGCUCUCAUUGCUCGGGAGAUCAACGAUGUAGCAGGAGAGAUAGAUUCAGUGACUUCAUCAGGCACUGCCCCUAGUACCACAGUAAGCACUGCUGCCACCACCCCUGGCUCUGCCAUAGACACUAGAGAAGAGGUAGGAGAUCUUCAUGGAGAAAUGCAUAAGUUGGUUGAUCGUGUUUUUGAUGAAAGCCUCAACUUCCGAAAGAUUCCUCCAUUAGUUCAUUCCAAAACACCAGAAGGAAACAACGGCCGAUCUGGUGAUCCAAGACCUCAAGCAGCAGAGCCUCCCGAUCACUUAACAAUUACAAGGCGGAGAACCUGGAGCAGGGAUGAAGUCAUGGGAGAUAAUCUGCUGCUGUCGUCCGUCUUUCAGUUCUCUAAGAAGAUAAGACAAUCUAUAGAUAAGACAGCUGGAAAGAUCAGAAUAUUAUUUAAAGACAAAGAUCGGAAUUGGGAUGACAUAGAAAGCAAAUUAAGAGCCGAAAGUGAAGUCCCUAUUGUGAAAACCUCAAGCAUGGAGAUUUCUUCUAUCUUACAGGAACUGAAAAGAGUAGAAAAGCAGCUACAAGCAAUCAAUGCUAUGAUUGAUCCUGAUGGAACUUUGGAGGCUCUGAACAACAUGGGAUUUCCCAGUGCUAUGUUGCCAUCUCCACCGAAACAGAAGUCCAGCCCUGUGAAUAACCACCACAGCCCGGGUCAGACACCAACACUUGGCCAACCAGAAGCUAGGGCUCUUCAUCCUGCUGCUGUUUCAGCCGCAGCUGAAUUUGAGAAUGCUGAAUCUGAGGCUGAUUUCAGUAUACAUUUCAAUAGAUUCAACCCCGAUGGGGAAGAGGAAGAUGUUACAGUACAAGAAUGACUUUCUCUUGAUUGUUGAAAAAUCAUUACCUGUGGAAUGACUAGGAAUAUUGGAAGCAGCAUAGUGUUGACGUACGCAAAACAAGACAGCUUGGUCAGCUACAAUCUUGGAAUCCCUGUCGUCUUAAUUUUAUUUAUUUAUUUUUGACGUAUAAUGUAGUAUAUCAAUCCUUUCAAACUAUUUAGAUAACCACUUGAUGCACAAAUAGGAAAAAGCAGAUUGUGGCAGUGUCGCCUUUUGUGGUUUUAUGAUUUUCAAGUUGAAUUUAAUGAUUACACCCUUUCCCUUCAUAGAUCUUUUUUCUUUUUUUUAAGCCAUGCUGUGACCUACAAGCAAACUAAAUAGCCAACAUUUCUGAACCCCUAUGUCUCCUGUGCCAAGCUGCUCCCUGAAAUGGACUUCUUCAUCUGUACAGAUUUGUUAAACCAUUCUAUUUGCUUCUUAAUAAUAGGAUUUAUAUUAGUACUCAUUACCACUGGACACAAUGACAUAAGUACUCUCCACAGUAAAGCAGACCUUUCACAACAGUCACUGUGUCCUAAAAUUUUCCAACAUAGAUGUGAUUUAUCUAACUUUGUUGAUACGUAAAUUGUCUUGGGGUUUACGGAAAUGAACUGUUAUGUUUGCACUAAGAUUUGCUGGGAGUGGUAGGUGGACAUACCUAUAUAUCAAUAAGGACUAACCGUCUGUUUUGUACAGAGGAGACUGAUAAUACUGUAUUUGUUUUAACCCCACAGUGUUUUACUCCACUUUCAAAAAGAUCAAUUUGGCACUUUUUUUCAUUUUUUUUAAUGGAAAUAAGAUUUGAUCUCUCAUUUUAGGUUAAAUGAUAACUAGAAAGAUUAGACUAGACAGAUAGUUUAGGUGGAGUAUAUUUUUAAAACUCAGAACAUGUAUAUCGGUCCUGUGUUACCAAGUUUAUAUGUGACAGUUGAAAAAGAAAUUCCCUUGAAAUGAUCAUGAGGUUAAAAUUUUCUUCAUUAGGGGACUUGGAGAACCAGUAGUCAUAAGAUUAGUUGAUAGUUUCACUCCCAAGCAAUGAAUUGCUUCUGUGUGUUUCCCUGUAGGACUCAAUAGUAAAUCCUGUCUGUCUUACACAUUUAUAAGGACCCUGCAAGACGACGACAAAGGCCUUUGGCCUGUGCUACUAAACAAGAAGCCUAUGAAAAAUUUCUUCUUUAAACUUGUUUUUUCUCUUUCCAGUAAGUUCACAUUUGGAUAAUUUUAAAAAGAAAAGUAAUUACCUUUGUGUUUCCAGAACACUAUAAUUGGGGUGUAUCUUCAUUCAGUUAAAUAUUAUUAGUAGACCUGGAUUUUCCCACUUGACCCCAUCAGUCUAUAAAGGUUAAACUGCAACUUUUAUGAAAUGGUCUUUAAUAUUUCCACAAUAAUCCUGUGCUAUAUUUGUUUUAAGAAACAAAGUAACUCUAUACACUUCAAGACUUUACAGGAUUUUUUAAAUCCUGUAUUGUUGGAUCAAUUAAUAAAGAUGCAAAAAAACUUCAUAGAGAUGUAAAAACAAAACUAUAAUGGAUCUCCUAUUUUUCUUUAAAUUCAAAAAAAAAAAAAGGUAAAUGAACUAUUCUCCUUGUAAAGCUAAAUUCCCCAUUCUGUCUAAUAAAGGAAGACUGAAAAAAGGUUUUAAAGAACAUAAAUGGAAAGAUACAAAUGCUUUGAAGGAAUAAACGAAACGUUAAAACAGGGUCAAUCCAUUUGAAGAAAAAGUUGGACAAAAUAAUCAGCAUUGCUCCGUCUUUUAUUUAAUAUUUGGGUACCGAUUAUAUCCACAUGGAAGUAGAAGGUAAGGAGUUUAGGAAAAUACUAGAAUCUACUCUGCUUACAUUCUUGUUUAAGUGUUUACACAGUUUGGUUCAAUUAUAAACAUUUGGCCUUUUACUAUGUUAUUUUUAUUUUGUAUGAAUACAUUAUCCUCCUUAUUUAUUUUUGUUACAUUUAUUACUUAUGUUAUUUUGUUAUGCAUUUACAACUCCAUUUUUAAAUAAAGUGUUUCUGGAACUUUAUACAA